Messenger RNA from Echinococcus granulosus, 216 nucleotides. RefSeq lists its product as hypothetical. The coding region runs from base 1 to 216 and encodes 71 amino acids. The record is from RefSeq and is a predicted model, not a curated record. The transcript has 2 exons. Lineage: Eukaryota; Metazoa; Platyhelminthes; Cestoda; Cyclophyllidea; Taeniidae.
AUGGACCCAUCGUUGCGUGGUAGUGUUGACAGUCAUCAGUUCGUUAAAAUUGGUUUAUUAAUGCAAAAAUCCAGCCUCACCCCAUUUGUGGCCAUUGUGCCGAACUCUUCACAGAUAUCUGUGCCAUCAUCUGCAGAGGAGACCAAAGGUUUGGAGAGCAGAUCGCUGCAAUUUACGCGUAGACUGAAGAGCUCCUACUGCCAAAUAACCUCUUAA